This is a messenger RNA of Momordica charantia (bitter melon), 1676 nucleotides long. Its product is annotated as alpha/beta-Hydrolases superfamily protein. Gene Ontology annotation, biological process: lipid metabolic process. The record is from RefSeq and is a predicted model, not a curated record. NCBI's taxonomy places the organism in Eukaryota, Viridiplantae, Streptophyta, Magnoliopsida, Cucurbitales, Cucurbitaceae.
CCUAACAAAAAACCUGUUAGCUUUCAAGUUUCUAUUUCUUAUCCGUCUCCUCUCGCCACAGUCUCAACCAACUCUUUACUCCUCUUCCGUUUUCCUUCACGCUUUUUCGAUUAAAAAAUUCGUCCUCAAAAUCACGCCAUCUUCUCUAUUCUUCACGUUUCGAUCUUCGUUUUCCUCCGAUUUUGGACUGCUUUAAAAGUAAAUGCUUGUUGGAGCUGAGGAGGGAAACUGCAAGCUGAAUUACUCAAUGGAAAACGGCGUUUGUGAUGCCGGUGUGUGCUCAUCAGAGUCGGUGAACGGAAGCCAAGACGUCUGGAGCUCUAAGGAGAGUGAUUCUCUCUCCGCCGACCAUCUUGUUGUCAUGGUCAAUGGCAUAAUGGGGAGUAUCACUGAUUGGCAGUACGCGGCAGAGCGAUUCGUUAAAAGGCUUCCUGACAAGGUUUUUGUUCAUCGUAGUGAGCGAAAUGUGUCUAAAUUGACACUAGAUGGCGUUGAUGUGAUGGGUGACCGAUUGGCUGAAGAGGUUCUUGAAGUGAUUCAAAGAAAGCCCAAUCUGCGGAAGAUCUCCUUUGUUGCACAUUCUGUGGGAGGAUUAGUGGCACGGUAUACCAUUGGGAAACUGUAUAGACCGCCUGAGACUGAGAAAUUAGAGGCUUCAUCCGAAAACGGACACCUGCAAGAGUCAUAUGGUACAAUAGGUGGUCUAGAGGCUGUGAACUUCAUCACUGUUGCCACACCGCACCUUGGUUCAAGGGGUAAUAAGCAGGUACCGUUUCUUUUUGGUCUAACUGCGAUUGAGAAAAUUGCAAGUUUGAUUAUAUAUUGGAUAUUUAGAAGAACAGGCCAACAUCUUUUUCUGACUGACGAUGAUGGAGGAAAGCCUCCACUCGUUCAACGCAUGAUCGAAGACCAAGGGGAAUACUACUUCAUGUCUGCGUUGAAGUCAUUCAAACGUAGGGUCGUCUAUUCUAAUGUUGACUAUGACUCUUUUGUUGGUUGGAGAACAUCAUCAAUUAGACGUAUUAAUGAGUUGCCAAAGUGGGAAGAUGCCGUCAAUGAAAAGUAUCCUCAUGUUGUUUAUGAAGAACACUGCAAGGGUACUGAUCCUGAGAAGUGUGAACCAGCCUCGACAGAAGUUAGCUAUCCUGAAAGGCUGGAAGAGGAACUGGUGACAGGUCUAUCUCGUCUGUCAUGGGAAAAAGUAGAUGUUAGCUUUCAUCGCUCAAGACAGAGGCUUGCAGCUCACAGCAUUAUUCAGGUGAAAGAUCACACCGUGCAUAUAGAAGGUGCUGAUGUUAUAGAUCACAUAAUCGAUCAUUUUCAAACUUGAACUGCUAACAAACACAACCACAAUUACAUACUAGAGAUAUCGUUCAUCGUGGGUCGGAGAUGCUUUCGUUCUCUAAAAAGACUUGUUUCCACGAAACCUAUGAUUAAAAUUUAUCGAUCUCACUUCAUCCAUUAUAUUAUAAACUGUGCAAGAAUGGAUGAACUAAUGUUUCUUAUGACAGAUAAUCACUAUAAUUGUAGUAAUACUAGUUUAGCUAAGUGAUAAGUAGAGCCAAGACCAUGUUUCAAGAAACAAAUGGAAAAUGUUGGAUCAGAAAUCACAAAGAACAUGGUUCCUCUGUAAGUAAACUAAGAUUUCGAUAAAAGUUUGAACUUAGAUUAUGCUU